UGUUCAAGGCUGCUACUAUGAAGGGGAUGAGCAACCAAAUCUUCAUAGUUUGUUCUUAUGGCAUAGCUGCUCUUCGUCUCCUCCCUGCUCCCUUUUUCUCCUUCAGAUCAAGAAUAGUUUCUCCACUCAGCAUCUCCAUCAUCUGCAAAAUUGGCCUUCUUGGGCUAAUUGGGUAAGUCAUACAGGCUGUUAUAUUGUUCUAAUCUCAUUUGACGCUUGAGAUCUAUUGGGUAUCACGUUUUCUUUUGGGUUAAGAAGGUCAAAAGUCAGGCAGUAUUUUCUAUUCUGAUAUUUACUUUUCAUUACUUUGCGUUUUGGAUUUUCAACUUUUACUUUUAUAUUAUUUUAACUUGAAACAAUUAUAUUUUUUUCACUUUUUUAUUUCAAAAAUGAAAAUGAUUGGGAAAACAUUUUUGUUUUGAUUGUUGGAAUUUUUUUAUUACAUAUUGUUAGAUUUCUAUGUUAAUGUGAUGAUUGAUAAAUUAUGAAUUAUUUA
Molecule: messenger RNA, 496 nt
Organism: Rubroshorea leprosula
Lineage: Eukaryota; Viridiplantae; Streptophyta; Magnoliopsida; Malvales; Dipterocarpaceae
Source: the annotation of a GenBank genome assembly